AUGGAGUCGAGGAAGAGACCACACGCUGACGAUGGCGACCUUGCACGACCAAAGAAACGGGCGGUCUCGGACGACCGUGCCUCGCCAAGUCAUCUCAAUGGCACUUUAUCCCAUAGUGAUGAGCCUAAGGACGGCGACAAUGUUGAGCUUUUCAGGAAGGAGGCCAUAUUCCGGCGGAUGAAGCAAUACUCGAGGGAGGCCGAGAGAAACCAGGCUCAGGUUGCGGAUUUGGAGCGGAGGCGUAGUCAGUGCGAGGCCGGGCUUGCAGCAUUGGAGGCAUGCUGGACGCAGUUGAUUGGCACUAUACGCUCCUUGGUCAAGCCCGAAGACAUUCCUUCUGUAGAGCAGCAAUCUGCAGAUAUCCGUGACCUCACAGUACACGUCUCUUCCGAAGCGGAACCAGAAUAUGUUGAUGCUCUACGGGACAAGAUGCAAGCCACCGCUGACAUUGUCAAGGCCUUCGUGCAUAUAAGGGCGCAAGGUCAAGGAGGACCUUCCGAAGAGGAGACAUUGAGACGCGUUCAGGAAACAGAGGCCGAGAACUCCGCUCUUCGGUCGGAACUGUCGCUGGUACGGACGAAGCUUCGUGACGCAGAAUCGCAGAAGGAGAAGUUCCGCGAGGGACUUGUCGCAGCUGAGAAACGCGCAGAUCGGCUGCAGAGCAGGUCCCUGAACCCUAGUGCGUCCAAUGUCAAGGACGAGUCCGCCGACGGACCGUCGGAAGAGAAGGCUUCGUCGCCCCAACCACCAGUAGUGAACGGUGCCCACAUCACAGACUCCCAGUGGCAGCAUCUCGCCGAAUACAGGGAAACGAAGCUCCAAGAAUACGAGAAGGAAGUUUCCGACCUCAAGGAUCAACUGCAGGUCACGCAGCUCAAGCUGAAAGCAAUCCCAGACGAGAUUAUCCGAGAAACAGCCUCGUAUAAGGACCUCCUCGAGCGAGCGAGCCUCCUGGACCACACAAACCAGGAGGCUAAGGCGGAGUUGGUGAAGCUCACAGAACAACUAGACACUAUGCAGACUACGAGGCAACAGUACGAGGACUCUGUCAAGGCUGGUAGUGAGACUGCCGUGCAAGAGAUGAAGGCAUUGCUAGCCAAACGUGACGUCGAGACGCUACGUCUUCGUGAUCAAAGGGACCAGUACCAUUCUGAACUCAACGAGCGCAAGGCGAAAGACGCCGCUAAGACGUCUUCACUGGCAGAGUUCGAGUCUUUGGCGGAAACACGAGCUGAGCGUAUAGCUGUCCUCGAGUCAGAGAACAAACGUCUCAAGACUCGCCUCGCUGCCAAUGAGGGGGACAAUGAUCUUGUCACCUUCUUGUGGUCGAGUAGUUCUGAAGGUCCUUCCUAUGUCGAGGACUUGAAGCGCAGACUCUCCGAAACAGAGGCGCGGGCAUCCUCGCUGGAGAAGACUUUGUCCUCACUAGGGGACGGGCAGGUCGACAUCGCCAAGGUCUCUCAGAAUGAAGCGGAUCUACGUCGGCAAGUCGAGCAGGUCCAGAAACAGCUCGAGAAGUAUCAGGCGGUCUACGGCGAUUCUUCGUCGCUACCACCAGAGACUGCGCAACUGUCCGAGGAGCUGCAGCGUAAGCAGGACGAGAUCGAGAAGCUACGCAUACAGGACAAGCAACGUGAACAGGCCGAAUCCGCUCUGUAUUCUGAGCUGGAUAAGCUCUCCGCCGCCUGGGAAACGCUUGACCGCCAAGUCAAGAGCAAGGUGUACGAUCUAUCCGCGCUGGAAGAUCGCAUCGCCAAGGCGGGUGUUGACCGAGCCAAAGCGGAGAACAAGUUCUACGCAGCGAUGCGCGACAAGGAGGGCGUGGAUCUAGAGCGGAAGAACCUCGCGCGUAACUUGGAUAAAGCCGGCAAGGCUGUGGACAAGCUCUCGCAGAGCGAGAAGGCGCUUACUGCACGAAUGCAUGAUCUCGAGAAGGAGCUCAUACAGUGGAAGAAGGUCGCGGAGCUCCAGAAAGAGCAAGUCGGUGCUGCGUCGACCGAGACCACCAGCUGGCGGCUGCGCUUCAUGGGCGAGCGGAAGAGUAUGGAGGAGAUUCGUACUGCGUGGACCGAGCAGUCUGCCUCCAUCGAGAAGAAACGAGCGGAGCUGCGGAAGCUUGAGGAGAGCUUGAUCAAGUCCAAGAAGGACGCGGAGAAGCAGGCAACGAAGCUCAAGUCGAUGUCUACUUCUUCGGGCAACGCGAAGGAGACCGAGCUGCAGAGCGAGAUCGACAAGUGCAUGAGCCUCCUCAAGUGCUCUACUUGUCACAUGAACAUGCGCAACACCGUCAUUACGAAGUGCAUGCACUCGUUCUGCAAGUCGUGUGUCGAGGCUCGAAUAGCGACGCGGCAGCGCAAGUGCCCGGCGUGCAACCUUCCUUUCUCUCAGGGCGAAGUGCAGCAGCUGUACUUCCAGUGACCGUGUCUUCGCAUUUUCGCGGGCGACGGAUGGUUCGGGCAGACGCUGGCUUAUUGCGGAUAUUUGGUGUACUUACCUUAUUGUUUUCUACUGUUUAUGACUUUUGCUCACGUUCGCUUGCUACUAUCACGAGCCAAUCCCAUC
This is a messenger RNA of Trametes versicolor FP-101664 SS1, 2562 nucleotides long. Its product is annotated as BRE1-domain-containing protein. The transcript has 16 exons. The coding region runs from base 1 to 2418 and encodes 805 amino acids. Gene Ontology annotation, cellular component: HULC complex; nucleus. The record is from RefSeq and is a predicted model, not a curated record. Lineage: Eukaryota; Fungi; Basidiomycota; Agaricomycetes; Polyporales; Polyporaceae. Gene Ontology annotation, molecular function: ubiquitin protein ligase activity; metal ion binding.